AUGGAAUUAGACACCAAAAUACAGCCACAGGAACUUCUUUACUACAACAAAGGGCACCAAGUGAUCAUAUGCACAUCCUGCCAGUACGCGAUCCAGCCGACCGCUCUUGACCGACAUCUAAAGGAGAUCCAUGCUCUUCACCGGCAUCUUCGGCAACCUUACACAGACUUUGCGGCCAGGCUACCAUUGAAGCAGCCCUCAGAGCUCGUCGGUACACGACGAGGAACUAUUCUCGGUGAUGAUGAGGACUUCCCUGUGCCCGGAUUACCGGUCGUUAGCGGUCUCCAAUGUCUAGAUCCCGACUGUGGACAUCUUUGUGUGAGUGUCAAACGGAUGCAGAGCCACUGGAAGGCGGAGCACCACAAGUCUGGUUGUGCAGCGUUAGACUGGCAGACAGUGCCUCUCCAGACUUUCUUUCGCGGGAAUCUAUUGCGGUACUUCACUCACCCGGCAUUGUCAGCUGUGAAACUACCAGAUACAUCCAGCGAGAGUGUGGAUCACCAUAUUAGAGGUAUACAGGAUGCCUGGGAAUCUCAUACGGAUCUGAAAGAUUCUGACAAGAGUCUUCUCGCUCAUUAUUUACAGUCAACGCAUCUCUCCCUUGCAAAUAGGCAUGGAAACGCACGUUUAUGGCAGAUAAAUGUCCCUCGCAUCGCAGCGUCGAACUCUUUCCUGCUCUAUGGCAUCCUCGCUCUCUCGGCUCAGCACCUUCUUAACACGGAGCAAGGUCAGAGCGCCGAUCGCCACAGACUAAUGGCAAUGGCUUCUGAGCAUCAUCGCAAGGCAAUGGCAGUAUUUGAAGCCACCAUUGACGCAAAACCGUCAUCAGCACUCGAAUGUCACGGCAUUAUUGCUUUUAUACAUGUCAACACCUUGCUUUACUUUUCAAAUUAUGGAAUUGAUUCGCUAUCCGGGAUUGAGGACCUGUUUCUCGCCGACGCCAGCCAACUUGGUCUUGGCUAUUUAUCGUCUUGGCUACACUAUGUACGGCAUGGCUGUCACCUCGUGUGCGGCUUCUGGGACACAAUUGGUAACGGUCCACUAGCAUCUCUCGCUGCGUCGUGGGACAUACCCAUUAUCAUGGAGGAUGAACGGUCAUCUCAGAUAGCUACCAUUUUGCUAUCCGCUCUGGACCACGAUUGCUUUGAUGGACACCAAAUAUCGGACCAGCUCCAAACGAUUUACGUUCAAGCUGCAAAUGAGUUGGCGCUUGCGAUCAAUGCAGCUCGAGAGUUUGGGUCUGCACUGACAAUUUGGGACGCAAUUCGGCUAUGGCCUUUGACUCUCUCACUAGACUUCGUUGAUGAAGUCAAGAAAGAGACGCCUCGUUCUAUGACUUUGCUGGCCUGCUACUGUAUCAUCUUGGAGAACUUGGACGAUGUCUGGUUUGCAGAGGGGCUGUCCACAAGAUUGUUUUCUACCACUUGUAGGAAACUCCAGAAAGGUCAAAGGGAGCUUUUACAUGAGGUAACGCAGCGCAUUAGGUCUAUCCUUAGAGAGUUUAUAUUGGAGAUCUAG
Molecule: messenger RNA, 1518 nt
Organism: Clonostachys byssicola
Lineage: Eukaryota; Fungi; Ascomycota; Sordariomycetes; Hypocreales; Bionectriaceae
Source: the annotation of a GenBank genome assembly